UCCCACUCCCUCUCUCACUCUCUAUUUUCCCCUCUGUCUCUCUCUCUCCUCCCUCCUUAUCGUGUUUGAUUGAGCAUUUUUCUCACAUGCUACACUCUUUCACACACUCUCCUAUCUCUAUUUGCUUCUCCUUCACUUGCAGGCACAGUGAUCAUGCAGCUCUCUCUCUCUCUCUCUCCCUCUCUCUCUAUCUUCAUCAGACUGACUGUUUUUAGUGCCGGCCAAACCGCAUUCGCCUGUUUUUGGUGAGAGGACAUUUAGAUGCGGGACGCAGCGUGUUUUUGCAGUCAUCUCGCCCCACAGCUCACUGUCUUGCGGAGUGGACGGGCUAUUAAAAAGGGGACCCUGCUCUGUCCUAAACUUUCAAGGAUCUAUCGAUUAUCCUGUUUACCACCUGCCGAGUGUUUUGCCGGAGUCUGUUAGCUGCAGUGCACGCUGACUGCUUCCAUAGUCUCAUAGCAGUGGAGCGGAGGUUGAAGAAAACCCCACCAUCACCUCUCACAGCCUGAGGAGGAACACGGCAGAGGGUCAGCAGAGGAGAAAGAGUGACAGGAGAGAAGUAAGAUAAAAGAGCAGAGCCAAGAGCACAAUAUUAUCAUUUGGUGUGAGGAUCAGCCAACUGUUGUGAGAGAGUUUGGUUUGUGAACUCUUCCUCUGCAUCUCUUUUGAAGGUGACUCAAAACUCCUCGGCAUUUGACAUCGGCACUCUCUUCCUUAGAACUUCCAGGACAAUCAUUCUCUGUGCUGCAACCCGGUUAUUGCACAGCUGCAAGCAUGCAGGUGUCAUUUGCAUGCACGGAUCACGGGCUUAAGGCCCCGCGCUCCAGCGAGCCGAACAAGCAGAACACGUCGAGUCCGAACACGGCCAGUGCGGCACGGACACGGUUCCGGACGGUGGCGCUGAUCGCCCGCAGUCUGGGCUCCCUUACGCACAGACACGCACAGAUUUCCCUGAAAGAGUCCACCGGAAAACUCACGGGCAUGAAGUACAGGAAUCUUGGGAAGUCGGGAUUGCGAGUGUCAUGCCUUGGACUCGGCACGUGGGUGACGUUUGGUGGGCAGAUCUCAGAUGAGGUGGCAGAGCAGCUUAUGACUAUAGCUUAUGAAAAUGGGGUCAACCUCUUUGAUACUGCAGAGGUGUACGCGGCUGGAAAGAGAUCCAGUCUGGUCAUCACAACCAAGCUGUACUGGGGAGGAAAGGCAGAAACAGAGCGUGGGCUGUCGAGAAAGCACAUUAUAGAAGGUCUGAAGGGAUCUUUGCAGAGGUUACAGCUGGAGUAUGUGGACGUGGUUUUUGCCAAUCGCCCCGACAGUAACACACCUAUGGAGGAAAUAGUGAGAGCCAUGACUCAUGUCAUUAAUCAUGGCAUGUCCAUGUACUGGGGAACAUCACGCUGGUCAGCGAUGGAGAUCAUGGAGGCGUACUCGGUAGCGAGACAGUUUAAUCUGAUUCCUCCCGUGUGCGAACAGGCAGAGUAUCAUUUAUUUCAGAGGGAUAAAGUAGAGAUGCAAUUGCCUGAGCUUUACCAUAAAAUAGGGGUUGGCGUGGUCUCCUGGUCUCCUCUGGCCUGUGGGAUCAUCACAGGAAAGUAUGAGAACGGCAUCCCAGAAUCCUCCAGGGCCUCUUUGAAGUCAUACCAGUGGCUGAAAGAGAAGAUUCUGAGUGAGGAUGGCAGAAAGCAGCAGGCAAAGCUCAAGGAACUGACCCACAUUGCUGAGAAGCUCAGCUGUACGCUGCCACAGCUUGCCAUCGCCUGGUGCCUCCGUAAUGAAGGAGUUAGUUCUGUUCUCCUGGGGACAUGCAACCCGGCACAGCUCACUGAGAACUUGGGUGCAAUACAGGUCCUUUCAAAGAUCACCUCUCACGUGGCCUCGGACAUCGACAAAAUUCUGGGUAACCGUCCCCACAGUAAGAAAGACUACCAUCAUUAGGCCUUUCUGUGAAUCCGUAUGCCUUGCGACUCAGGAUCCCGUGCCAGCCCUCUUGUGUCAGCGGGUGUCCCACCAUCGUGUGUCUAUCUCAGCUUCUGCAGAGAUCCAUCGUUGCUGUUACAGUAGAAAUGCUAAAGUGUUAUGCAUGCUUCUAUUCAACCCAAACCUGCGUGAAGAUCUCUAUGAGGACACACUUGCUAGUGAAGCACAGAAGCUCCUGGACUGUCCGUGGAAUUAUGCAUUUAGCUGUUCAUCACCCUUAUGUGCCAAAGUGAUCCCUGGUCUUGACCCUUGACCUAUGGAUAUGCAUUCUGAGAAGGGGCAGGUAAAGGGAUAAAAUGGUAGGCUUAUAUGACCAGUGUAUGUGAGCCAUGCAGAAUGGAAGUGGCGCGGUUGACAUUUUUUAUUAAAGUAUGCAGGUUGGCAUUCUCUAUCUCUUUAUGAUCAUUCCUGUAGGAAUAUUUUUUUAUAAAUAUUGUGACAUAUUGCUGCUGUCCUUAUGAAACCUUGUAUCUCCAUAGUUUGUGAUUUUGCAAAUAUCUAACAAACAAAAAGUAUUAAAAAGUGCUUGCCAAUGUUGACAACACAGUAUUUAUUCAUUUAAAAAGUGCAGGGGUUUUUCCAUUUCCUGAAAAACAGCGAAUCUGGACAUCCGAGGUUUUGUAAGGACAGCAUCAAUAUGAAAAAAAUUUAAAAGGUUGAUUAUGACUUUUUGUCAUCUCUCGAUUCAAAUAGAUAAAGAUUAACAAUUCCCUGUGACUGUAUAGAAAUUGCUUAAAUAUGACAUUAUUUAAUACAGAGAAAUUAAAACCCAGAGUGGAGAGUUUAGAGAAUGCUUACACUCUAAAAAUGUAUUCGUUGUUUUUUGUUGGUUCAGCUUAAAAAUGGUUGCCUUAAAAGUUAAUUCAAAAGGUCAUUGGUUGUCUUAAAAGUUACUUCAAUUUAAAAAUAUUAGUUAACUCAAUGAAUUUCUUGUUGAGUUGACUAAUACUUUUAAGUUGAUUAACUAAAAAUUGUAACUGGAAGAUUUCUUUAGAUUUGCUCACAUACUCUGCUCAGUUGGUCUCGCUUACUAUAAAAGAAUACAAUGUAGGAGAAAAAAAUAAUUUGCAUAUCAUGCUGAGAAUGUAAAAACUAAGAACUGUGACGUAUGGCAGCACGGCAUGUUGCGUAAGCUGUGUGCGACAAAAAUGUGUUGGAGUUAAAAGCCAUCAACAGCGGAUUUGGCUGUUAUUGUGUUCAAAUGUUCUCUGACAUGUUGUGCAUAUUGUCUCUGUCGUCUUUAAAAAAAAGCACAAGACUGUUUGUGUAUGUUAAUCCCUGAAAUAUGUGAUGUGCCAUUUGUUCCAUGAUUUUUUUCUUCCCACUGCUCUGGAUGAAUAUUAUUAGUAACAUAGUUUGUAAAAUGCUUUUUCAGUGAUACAGCGUUUCACUGUAUUCAAUGACACGGAUUAAAGACAUGCUUGCUGCUG
Triplophysa rosa is the source of this 3404-nucleotide messenger RNA. It is a transcript of the gene kcnab1b, whose product is annotated as potassium voltage-gated channel subfamily A regulatory beta subunit 1b. Gene Ontology annotation, biological process: potassium ion transport; negative regulation of delayed rectifier potassium channel activity; transmembrane transport. Gene Ontology annotation, molecular function: potassium channel regulator activity; transmembrane transporter binding; voltage-gated potassium channel activity. The transcript is spliced from 13 exons. Gene Ontology annotation, cellular component: extrinsic component of cytoplasmic side of plasma membrane; cytoplasm; juxtaparanode region of axon. NCBI's taxonomy places the organism in Eukaryota, Metazoa, Chordata, Actinopteri, Cypriniformes, Nemacheilidae. Bases 775 to 1932 code for a protein of 385 amino acids. The record is from RefSeq and is a predicted model, not a curated record.